This is a messenger RNA of Sclerotinia trifoliorum, 1432 nucleotides long. The record is from the annotation of a GenBank genome assembly. Lineage: Eukaryota; Fungi; Ascomycota; Leotiomycetes; Helotiales; Sclerotiniaceae.
UUUCGACCAAGGAAAUUUAAUUUAACCUUGAAGCUUCAUCAAACACCGCUCACCAUCAACCAUCAAAAUGCCUUCAGUAUACAAUAAGGAGAAGCCAUGGGAUACUGGUGAUAUUGAUAAAUGGAAGGUAUAUCUUCAAAACUUUGCAACCUUUUCAAUUACCUGGAUUCAGCGCAAUACUCACACAUACCAACUAGAUUGAAGCAUUCACGCCUGCUGACAAUGUCGGUGGUACUUUCGCAGAAGAAUCCUCCUUCGUGACCCUUUUCCCAAAAUAUCGCGAAGUAUACCUUAAAACCGUCUGGCCACUUAUAAUGAAAUCGCUCGAGAAAUUUGGGAUCGCUGCGACUCUUGAUUUGCGCGAAGGUUCUAUGACGGUCAAAACCACUCGAAAGACGUACGACCCAGCUGCCAUUCUUAACGCCCGAGACCUUAUCAAGUUACUUGCACGGAGUGUACCUGCACCGCAAGCGAUCAAAAUCCUUGAGGAUGGUGUAGCAUGCGACGUCAUCAAAAUUCGAAACCUAGUUCGAAAUAAGGAACGAUUCGUGAAAAGAAGACAGAGAAUCUUGGGUCCAAACGGGAGCACUCUGAAGGCACUAGAACUCCUCACAGAAUGCUAUCUACUCGUUCAGGGCAAUACUGUAUCAGCAAUGGGUCCUUACAAAGGUUUAAAAGAGAUCCGACGAAUCAUUGAAGAUUGCAUGGCCAACAUUCACCCUAUCUAUCACAUUAAAGAAUUGAUGAUCAAGCGAGAGUUGGCUAAGGAUCCUGAGUUAGCGGGGGAGAGCUGGGACAGAUUCUUGCCGCAGUUCAAGAAGAGGAAUUUGAGCAAGAGAAGAGUGCCUAGAAACGUUACAGACAAGGCCAAGAAAGUUUACACGCCAUUCCCACCAUUACAGGAGAAGAGCAAGGUGGAUCUGCAGAUUGAGAGUGGAGAGUACUUUUUGGGCAAGCAGGCAAAGGAGAGAAAGGCUCAAGAGGAGAGGAUAGAAAAGCAAAAGGAAGAGAAGGGAGAGAAGAUGAGGAAGCGAGCCGAGGAAUUUGAGGCGCCAGUUGAGGACGGGGAGAAGAAGGAGAAGAAGAGAAAGAGAGACAAGGAUAGUGGGGAGAAGAAGGAAAAGAAGAAGUCGAAAAAGAGGAAGAGCAGUGAUGCGGAUGGUGAUAUCGAUAUGGCCGAGGAUUAAAGAUAAUUAUUCAUGGAACUUAAGGAUUGUAUACUUAGGCGCAAUCGGGAGUUUUCUGUGGGAAAAGCAUUCAAUAUAGUUUUGUAUGUGGGAGAUGGAUGAUGUAUCUGUCAAAAUAGGGUCUGUAAACUCAUACCAAACCCAGUUAUUUUUUACAUACUCGGUUCAAGGGAAUGGCCUUUUCAUUGUAGGUAGUCUUUGUGCCGAUAAUUGAAUGAAUCGUGAAGAAAGAUUGACACAGAUAA